AGAGAAUAGAAGUAGGUCAGAAGGCUUAAUUCUCCGGAACGAACAUGGAUAUGAUUAAGACGCAACAGAUGUCAGCAAGUACGAUCGAGAAGGUGGUCGUUCACCCAUUAGUCUUGCGUAAUAUUGUCGACAAUCACAACCGUCUCGUUAAGGACUCGGGAAAGCGUGUUGUCGGUGCUCUUCUCGGCAGUAUCUCCCGUGGUAUCGUUGGUGUCACCAACAGCUACGCAGUGCCCUUCGAGGAGGAUGACAAAGACCCAAGUAUCUGGUCUUUUGAUAGCAAACACCAUGAGUCAAUGUUCGGCAUGUUCAAGGGCCUUAAUGCCAAGGAGGAUGUAGUUGGUUGGUACAGCACAUGCGCUAAACUUCGGGAGAACGAUUUGGCUGUUCACGCUCUGUUCAGUGGCUAUGUUCCAAAUCCAGUGUUGGUCACUAUUGAUGUCCAGCCUCAAGAACUUGGAAUUCCCGCAAAAGCUUACCAUGCUGUGAAUUCUUCUCUCGGAAGCAGCAAGAAAACCUUCGUCCAUGUGUCUACAGAUAUCGCUCCUCCUCAGAUCGGUGGGAGUGUCAUGGUGACUGAGAUGACUCCGGGUGGGGAGAACGGCCUGGUGGAUUUUCUCGAAGAUUACUACACGCAUGUCAAAAACAGUGUUAGGAUUAGCGUUUCGGGAUAUGACACUUCGCUUGAUAUUGUUGAACUUGUUGGAUAUUUGGAGAAGCACUUUGAGUCAUGUGGUCUGGAGGACAUUAGGGUGCCGACACACCCGGUAACCGGUGCGAUUAUCAGCAGUUCUGCUACCUUGGUUCUCCGUGGAGAAGGUGUAGUAGAUAAGGCCUUGGCUCUCAACGGAAGUUACGUUGGAAGAUGGAAAGUGUCUGUCACCAUUUUACCACCCGAGCUGGAUGUGAUGAGCACUGACAUGACUGCCCGCGAGUUUGCUCUUGGUUACGCCGCCGCUGAGAACCCCUUUUAAAAUUAUUUAUGCACAUGUUUUUCUUUAUCCUCAUUGUGUUUUUUAAUUUGCUAGCCUAAAACAUAUUAUUUAUAUAUAUAUGUAAGAAAAUACUAUUCUAUGCUCUUUGAUCCAGACCAUUGUAAUCUGGUUUAAAGAAAUAUCUUAUCCAAGACAAUCGAA
Molecule: messenger RNA, 1136 nt
Organism: Eruca vesicaria subsp. sativa (arugula)
Lineage: Eukaryota; Viridiplantae; Streptophyta; Magnoliopsida; Brassicales; Brassicaceae
Source: the annotation of a GenBank genome assembly